UGAUGCGGUUAAAUGCUGAGUGCGCAGAGCAUCUCUCUCUCUCUAUCUGUCUCUCUCUCUCUCUAUCUGUCUCUCUCUCUUUCUCUCGUGAUGACGGUUCGUGCCUCCACACCGCAUGCGUGAGCGUGUGUAGAUGGAUCGCUUCACCCACAUCACCGGAGACAUUGCAGCAUCCACGCGAUUGUUCUCGCACAGAUCGACGGCAGCACGGACAGAUCUGUCUGUAUCUAUUUCUGUCUGUCUGUAUUCCUGUCUGUCUGUCUCUCUGGGUUCAUGUCGGUGUGGCGGAUCGCGGCUGCUCACUAAGAUGCUGCAGCUCUGGCUCUGUUUAGCGUGACCGUCUGCCUCGUCUCACAGCGGGAGGCCGGAGAUCCGCCCACACACACACUCACGCCGUCGCCAUGACGACCUCGGCCCUCCGGCGACAGGUGAAGAACAUCGUGCACAACUAUUCGGAUGCGGAGAUCAAGGUGCGGGAGGCGACCUCCAACGACCCCUGGGGUCCGUCCAGCUCGCUGAUGUCGGAGAUCGCCGAGCUGACCUUCAGCGUGGUGGCCUUCAGCGAGGUCAUGGCCAUGGUGUGGAAACGCCUCAACGACCACGGCAAGAACUGGAGACACGUCUACAAGGCUCUGACUCUGCUGGACUAUCUGGCCAAGACGGGUUCGGAGCGGGUCGCCCAGCAGUGCCGCGAGAACGCCUUCACCAUCCAGACGCUCCGCGACUUCCAGUACGUGGACCGCGACGGGCGCGACCAGGGCGUGAACGUGCGCGAGAAAGCCAAGCAGCUGGUGGCGCUGCUGCGGGACGAGGAGCGUCUGAGGCUGGAGAGAGCGCAGGCCCUCAAGACCAAAGAGAGGAUGGCGGGCGGCGGUGUUCCUCCCGCGUAUCCCAGCAGGCGCAGCAGUCAGCCCAGCAUGGCCGCGCUGUACGGAGAAGAGUUCAACCACUCCAGAGGAUCGCCGUCCUCCUUCAACUCGUCAUCCUCGUCUCCUCGAGCGUCUGAUCUGGAACAGACUCGACCGCAGACCAGUGGAGAAGAAGAACUACAGCUGCAGCUCGCGCUGGCAAUGAGCAGAGAGGAGCAGCGCAGCCGUCAGGGAGACGAUCCUCAGCCUCAUCUUCAGAAGGCUGUGGAGGAGAGCGAGAGACGGCGAGACCUGGGCCUUUCAGAGUCGGCCAUGAUCGACCUGGUGGAUGUGUUUGGUCCCACGCCUGCAGCGCCGGCGAGCGACGACCCCUGGGACGCCCCGCCCACCUGCUCUGUAAACUCUGACCCCUGGGAGUCUGUAGCUGUAGUGAAGUCCAGUAACCCGGUGGUUGGUAGUCCCUGGACAGCCCGCCCUUCCUCCAGUAGCCCCGCCCACCCCUGGGGAACCCACCAAUCGCCUCCUGACCCCUGGGAUGCCCCGCCUUCAAACUCCACCUCUAAUAUGGAUGAAAAAGCCUGGAGGAGCCCAGCACGACUAAUUUCAAGUGGGAAGGACCCAUUUUCCAUUCCAGAGGAGGAGGAGGAGCUUAGAUUGGAGAGGGAGGGGUCUGUAGUGGAGGGGGAGGGGCCAACCCAAGUGUUCAGCCCUCGCUGUGAGAGUCCUGCAGAUGCCGAUCAGUUCGGCGAGUUGGUGGUGGGCAUUCAAGUGAACGGACGGGCGAAUGACAGUCCGGAGACCUUUGACCUCUCUCGCCUCGGGCCUCCCCUAGACACGGUGACCCCCAGACAGUGCCGGACCCCUGAAGCGUUCCUUGGGCCCACCGCUGCCUCCCUCGUGAACCUGGACACACUGAUUCCAACCAACCCGCCGGCCAAGAGCAAAAACCCCUUUCUGUCAGGUCUGAGCACGCCAUCUCCCACGAACCCUUUCCACUGUGAGCAGCCCAGACUGACUCUGAAUCAGAUGCGGCCUCACUCCACCUCACCGCUGCCGGCUCCAGCUCUGUCCUACAGCGCCUCCCUUCCUCAACCCCUCCUGCAGCAGAGGCCCCAGACUCUGCCCUCGUCCUACACGCAACCGCCCCACGGCCUGCUGGACAUGCCCAGCAACCUGCCACAGCCGCUACUGCCCCUCACGCCCGUCCCGCUGCAGCCCUCCGGCCGACAAAGCCACAACCCCUUCCUCUGAGGAACCGCUUCGGUUCACACUGAAGUGUGGGAAACGGACACUGAAACCAGAUUACGGUGAUUCGGUUUCAGUGUGAACGGACUGAAGAGCUACAAUGAAGCCUGCGAUGUUACUAGGGUUGGUUUUUAGUGACGGUACUUUUCCAAUAAGACACAUUUUAUGCCGGCUGACUUUAUUAACUUGCGUUCGUUCAUUCGUCUGUAUUAUGCGUGAUAAUUCAUUCAAGCGCAAGAGCUCAGCCUGGAUUAUCACAUUUAUAUUGAUCUUAAAGUCAACAUGAACUCAAAAUAGACUCCAUUUACUUUCCUUAUACACAAUCCUAAUCUUAUUGUGCACUUAUUGUGUCAUCAGUGCAUGUUAUUCCAAAAAUUGUGAUCAUAAUCACAAUAUUUUAACAUGCUCUGUCUCUUGAUUGGCUGAUAUCAUCUAGGUCAGGAGUUUUCAAUCUUUUAGAUGCCACAGAUGCCCAAAAUCACGGAUCCUCAUCCUAACAUUUAAAAGGCAGAUAUAUAUUUGCAUAUUUAAAGACCCAAUUUAUUAAAUUAAAAAUUAAUUAUAUAUUAAUUAAAAGGUAAUAUUGCAAUAGUGUAAAAUAUUUGGACUUUUUUGUUUGUAUUAUGUUACAUUAUUUAGCUUUUCAUCCACUUACUAUAGUAAUGUAUGUUUAGAUGCUGUUGUAUUAUUUAUUUAUUAUUUAUCAUUAUUAGAGAUGCACCGAUAUAUCGGCCAAUAAUCGUUAUCGGCAGAUAAAAACUAAUUUUCACACUAUCAACUAUUGGCCGAUUAAAAACAGCCGAUAGUCAGAGCCAAUAUAUAUCCUGUCAAUCAAAAUAGGGCAGGAAAAUGCACUGAAUUUAUGCUUUGUGCAAAGAAAAUGCUAAGAAACCAGUUUAAUAUUCAAUAUUAAUAGUAAUUACAUUUAAUACAAUGUAAUUACAAUUAAUACAAUUAAUAACAUUAAGAAAGUUAAGAAAUAUUCAUUUAAUCUUCAGAAUUUAGUUAAUGUGUGUUCAUUUUAAUUUGAGUAAUGUGUUUGUUUAUAACUGAUACACAGCAAAAUCCCCAGAGUUAAAUCAGCUCUGCUCAGAUUACAUAUGGUCCCUCUCUAUAUAGUAUUAAAGUAACACUGAAGCAGAGUUAAAGUUAAUGAGAUAAUUAAGUUAUGAUUGAGCAUUAGUGAUGAACACCUGCUGUUAACAAGCAGAAUUACUGAAGAGAAACACAAUAACUACAAAUGACUUCCAGCCACAGCCUUAGAUGAAAUCAACUGAAGAUAAAAGACAUUAAAUCUCUCAAGAUCUGAUUAAACAACUCCACAAACAGCAUAUUAUGUGGAGAGGGACCAUAUGUUCUCUGAGCAGAGUUGAUUUAACUCUGGGGAUUUUGCUGUGUACCAGUUACUAUGAAACAAGUAAUGAUUAAUUAUUAAUUAUAAUAAAAGUAGCCUAUCAUUAAUUUAAAAGAAGGAAUAAUAGGCAGCACCCCCAAACUAUUGGUAUCGGUAUCGGCAGAUAUCACUCUGAAUAACUGGCUAUCGGUCGAGAAAUGUAGUAUCAGUGCAUCUCUAAUUAUUAUAUUUACAUGUAAAGACUAAGACUGCACAAUAUUGGAAAAAAAAAAAAAAAAAAAAAAAAACUGACUUUGUGACAUUUUGCUUUUCUACAAAAUGAAAAAUACAGGAAAUAUGACUUGAAUAGCUAUAUUUGAAAAGAAUUGAUAAUUCUAUAAUGAUUGGGGUGAUUUUGUUGGGGAGUGCAGCUGUAUAGAAAAUUUAAAUAAAUACAUAAAUAAAAAAGCCAAAACAUUAAAGUGAAAAGUCCUUUUAGGACUGAAUGAUUUUGGAAAAACUUUUGGUGUGCAUACUUGGGUUUAUUCUUUAUGAGAACCAACUUUUAAAAAAAUGUAAAUAAAAAAAGUCUUUCCACUUUUUAUAGACCACAUUCAUACUUUUUUUGACCAAUUCAGUAUGACUAUAAAAUAAUAAUAAUUAUCUUUUUUUUUGUGAUUAUUAUUAAAUAUAUUAAACAAAAUAAGAAAUAUUGUAAUAAUACUAUUGUACUGUAAAAUAAAAAUACUUUAAAAUUACAAUACUAAUAUUUACUUCUUAAUUUCUUUAUUUUUCAUACGUUAUACAUCAAGUUUUUAUUUUGAUGGAUUGCCGCAUUAAUUUGAUAGUGAAGCUGCAUUUACAUGUGCACAGCUCACAGUAUAUGAUUGACAGUAAAUGAAGAUGCGUAAACACUGUAUCAUGAAUUACAUGCAUGACGCGCUUCACUCUGAAACCACUAGCGCGUAUAUUUACUUGAUUAAAUCGCUACUUGCGUGAUUCGACAAUCGUAAAAGCCAUUUUGCAAAUUUGCGAUAUAAUUUUUUUCUGAUAUAUUGUGCAGUCUUAGUAAAAACACAAUUUAUUACAUUAAACACGUAUUGAAUAUCAUUUUUUUUUAAUGCAUUUAUUUAUUUAAAAUGUAUUUAUUUUAAUAUUUAUAAUUUCUUUAUUUUGUUUUAUCUUAUUUUAAUUAACUAUGUAUUAAUUUAUUUUAGAGUUUUUCCACUGUUUAUCUGUAAACUUGUCGAUGGACCCCUAAAUCCCUGAACCCGUUCUGAAACCCCUGAUCUAGAUCACAUGUGCGGGGAAAAUAAUCUAAACCAAUAGCCAAACAGUUACCUGGGCAUUAUUAGGCUACUGAUGUAGGUCGUUUUUUGCAAAUAGUUGAUGUAGUAACUAAUGCUGGUUAAUGUAAUGCAAAUGACAGCAAUAAUAUCCAUUCUGGUAUGCAACAUCCACUUUUCACAAUCUACUGAUUGAUAAAAUCCCAGCUGAAUAUCAAAAAUGAUGUCACAUCAUGUGUUGUGGAUGUUGUUUCAUGUUGACUUUAAUAUGUUGGCUCAACGCUUUACUCUUCUGCUGCACAGGAACAGCAUGCUGCUAAUGAACUUAGGAAGGGGUUAAAUGUCAAUAUCUUAGCCAAAAGCAGGACUGAAGACAUGAGGAGGGAAAUUUCAGGAACAUCAGCUACUAACCGAGAACAAACUCACCGUCCUCUCCUCGUUCCUCAAACCCUUCUCGUUUCCUUUCUGAUGCCUCGAAUCAAUGGAUCCCGUGCAAUUAGAUCCGGCACUGAUUGUAACCGAGCUCCUCCAUGUGCCUGUCUCACCGACAGUCCCACAAUGCACUGGGGCUGGCGCCUCACUUCCUGCUUGGAUCUCAGGAGCGCCACCCACAGGAACCCGCAUAGCCAAUUAAAACUCACGGUGUCUGUCUGAGAGGACCAGGACAGACGGGCGUGUUUUAUAAUCGCUACAGACUCCAUGUGAGUCGAUGCUGAAUUAUCCGAUGCUGUUAUUUCCUCCACUCAGAAGUGAUUCAAGAUCAAGUACCAGCUUUACUGUUAAUCACUGCUAAUGAGUAUGCCAUCCAGUCUGUCCUAGUGAAGGAGAACCAGGUUAAUCGUUUAAUCUACUAUGAGUUAAAUGGUAUAUAUCAAAGACACAAAUAAAUGAAUGUUAUUCACUUUUAA
This is a messenger RNA of Ctenopharyngodon idella (grass carp), 5641 nucleotides long. It is a transcript of the gene epn3b, whose product is annotated as epsin 3b. The transcript is spliced from 10 exons. Gene Ontology annotation, molecular function: clathrin binding; phospholipid binding. Bases 402 to 2120 code for a protein of 572 amino acids. Gene Ontology annotation, biological process: endocytosis. NCBI's taxonomy places the organism in Eukaryota, Metazoa, Chordata, Actinopteri, Cypriniformes, Xenocyprididae. The record is from RefSeq and is a predicted model, not a curated record. Gene Ontology annotation, cellular component: endosome; plasma membrane; clathrin vesicle coat.